Messenger RNA from Pteropus alecto (black flying fox), 456 nucleotides. RefSeq names its product protein SSX4-like. Lineage: Eukaryota; Metazoa; Chordata; Mammalia; Chiroptera; Pteropodidae. Gene Ontology annotation, biological process: regulation of DNA-templated transcription. The record is from RefSeq and is a predicted model, not a curated record. Gene Ontology annotation, cellular component: nucleus. Bases 1 to 456 code for a protein of 151 amino acids. The transcript has 5 exons.
AUGAACAGAGGCAGCUCCUUCGCAAAAAGCCUCCAGGAAGAUUCCCAGAAAUCGGAGGAGAAAUGCAAGGCCUUCAAGGAUAUUUGCAAAUACUUCUCUAAGGAAGAAUGGGGAAAGCUGGGAAACUCACAGAAAUGCACCUAUGUGUACAUGAAGAGAAACUACGACACCAUGACUGGUCUAGAUGAGCGUCCUCAGGAAACUUCUGACCUGCAACACCUGAAGGAGAUGCCCAAGAAGCCAGGAAGCAAAGAAUAUGAUUUGAAAACACUUCCAGAAACACAUGGCUCAGAGCCAGCUCAGAAACAGCUGUGUCCCCCAGGAAAAGCAAAUGCCUCUAGUCAGCAGAUGGAGAAGACCCAGACACUGAAGACUAAUGUCUGGGCCUACAGGCUGAGGGAAAGAAAGAAUAUAGUCGUGUAUGAAGAGAUCAGUGACCUCGAGGAAGAUGAUUAA